AUGGAAGGCAACGAUGCAGACGAGCACCUGAGCACAGCUGCCAGUGUCCUCAAGGAGCUGUCGGGGACCAGGGAGGAGGUGGAGCGCGCCCGCGAGGCCGCCGUGCAGGCGUGGCUCGCGUCCAUGCCGCUCGCCGAGGAGCUCGAGCGGCUCCGCGCCGAGCUGGCCGCGGCCAAGAGCCGCCUCGCCGCGACGGCGUCCGAGAUACCGCCGCUCAAGUCGCUGAUCGAGUCCACGAACGGUGCGGUUGCCGAGAGGCAGGCGGAGGCAGCGAGGAAGCAGGCUGCCGCGGAGGAGCUCCGGCGGCGCGUCGACAGCGCGCGAGCCGAGCUCCGGCGGCUGCGGGCGGAGAUCGCCGCGACGAGGGACGCGAAGGACGCGCUGGAGCAGCGGGUGCUCAUCCGGCGCCAGGCCGCGCGCGCGAUGCAGCUGGCCGAGCUCGCCGUCACGGCGGAGACCCACGCGCUGGCUUGGGCCGCGGGCGCGGUCGCCGAGCAGGCCGCGCGCGCGCCUGUCGGGGGCGGCGGCGAGGACGCCCACCACGACGUCGUGGCGCUGCCGGCGCGGAAGCUCGAGGAGCUGCGCAGGCGCGUGGAGGCCGAGGAGCGGAAGGCCGCAGAGCGCGUCGAGGAGGCCGAGGCGAUGCGGCGCGCGGCGAAGGCGAGCAGGGCGGCCGCCGUGGCGAGGCUGGACGCGGCGCGCGCCAAGAGAAGGGAGGCCGCCGCCGCCGCCGAGGUUCGCCGCCGUGACGGUGACGACAUCUACGGCAAGCGGGCGAGGAGUGCACCGCCGCCGAAGAGCCGGAGCCGGAGGUCUUGCUUCUCGGUGAAGAAGCUACGCAGCUGCUUGUGCGCCAGGGCCAAAGCUUGA
Molecule: messenger RNA, 870 nt
Organism: Panicum hallii
Lineage: Eukaryota; Viridiplantae; Streptophyta; Magnoliopsida; Poales; Poaceae
Product: tol-Pal system protein TolA-like
Exons: 1
Coding region: 1-870 (289 amino acids)
Source: RefSeq, a predicted model, not a curated record